Messenger RNA from Acipenser ruthenus (sterlet), 2461 nucleotides. RefSeq names its product zinc finger protein 513-like. Bases 849 to 2444 code for a protein of 531 amino acids. Gene Ontology annotation, cellular component: nucleus. Gene Ontology annotation, biological process: regulation of gene expression. NCBI's taxonomy places the organism in Eukaryota, Metazoa, Chordata, Actinopteri, Acipenseriformes, Acipenseridae. The record is from RefSeq and is a predicted model, not a curated record. The transcript is spliced from 4 exons.
UUUUUUAGUCGAUUGGUGUUGCCUGGUUACUACAGUGGUUCAAAUCGCCUCGUCCCCAGUUUUUCGCGUCAUACGUUAUAUAAUUUAAAUUAAACAAGAACACACAAUUCUAAAAACUACACAUCAUAUAUUAUCAAUAAUAAAAAAAAACGUGUGAAAAAAUUAAAUAAAAAAGACUGCAAAUCCCAUGAAUACAUUGUCGUAAAACGGCUGUUGUGGUGGAAACGGAAACGCAUACAUUGGCGGAAGUCAAGACAGCUGGAAGGAAGUAGAAUUAAGUGUAUACAAUGGAGGCGGUUUCAGUAAGCGAAUUAAUUAUUAAAUAUAGUCUAUUAUUUUAAUUUUUUUCAGAUAUAGAGGUCAAAUUAAAAAAAACAAAAAAAAAACAAGCAUUUACUUACGCUAAAGGUUAAGAGCAGCCUGAGUUUGUUACUGUAAGUUUAGUUGUAUUGCAGCACACACAAGUUUGGAGACCGAAACAGCUGCAUUUUACAUGCAAUUAAGUUUAAUGGAGGCUGUGUAAUUACUGUACAGCUAGAUUUGCCUAUCGAUGCACCACCCAGUAGCGUGUGUAUGCUGCUGCUUUAUUACACAUGGUUCAUAUUUAAAUAAUAAUAUUUAAAUGCACCCACAGCGACUUUACUGGAUGUGUAUACAAACAGACAUUACAUUUGUGUCGAUGUAGAACACAGCAUGUACGCGUCUGCUUCAUAUUCCUGGAUACUUGGGGAUAAUGUCAAUAGUGUUAGACGUGCAGUGAAACUAAAAAAAAAGAGAGAGAAAACGCGUAUUUUAAUGAAGAGUUCCAGGGUUUUCGUCUGAGACACGAGACUGAAGCUGUUCUGAAAAUGCCCAGAAGGAAGCAGUCAAACCCGCAGCCUGUGAAAUUGGAUUCAGAAGAUGGGUUGGGCGUGGAUAAUUCAGGGAACCUCGUCUUGGAGAGUGACUUCCUCCUGGGCCAGGACCUGGAGUUUGUAGACAGCGACGACAAGAUCAUAGGAUUCGAGAAGGAUUCUGAAGAUUCAGGUGCUGAGAUUGUUAUCCCGGUCUACUCUCUGAGUGAUGAUGACUGUUCCAGCUACAACCGGCUUAGCAUGGAGAGCGACGCUGAAGACCCCAGAGACACAGAGAGUGACCAGGAAGAGAAUUGCCACCACACAUUACAGCACUACCUCUCCUGCAAGCAGUGUGGACAGCUGCUGGACAACUCCAUUGGAGGCCUAGGCCUCUCCACUCCUUACUGCCUGAAGUGCGGCGAAGACAGUGCAGACGGAGUUGAACCCGAGGAGGCUCACGCUGCCAAGAAAAACAGCGGCUCCAACCGGAAGGUCUACUCCUGCAAGGUGUGCAACUUCUCCUCGCGCUACUCCAACCACCUGAAACGACACAUGAAGACGCACAACGGAGAGAAGCCUUUCACGUGCCCGCACUGUGCCUAUGCAUCAGCGCAGCUGGUCAACCUGCAGCGGCACGUGCGCACCCACACAGGGGAAAAACCCUUCAAGUGCGAGUACUGCACCUUCGCCUGCAACUCCCUGGGCAACCUCAAGAGGCAUGAGCGCAUGCACACACAGGACAAGCCGAACAAGUGCAACCUUUGCGAUUACCGAGCCAGCAACAGCCGCAUGCUCAAGCGACACAUGAUGGGACAUGAAGUGGAGGAGCCUCCCUUGGAGACUGAAGAUGCAGUUGUCUCAGACCUGACCCUCCAUGUAAACAGCAGCACUGACUUCCUCCAGAGCUAUGCAAGUUUAAAGCCAGAGAUGGAUCCCCACAGCCUUCUAGACCCUAGGGACGUAACAGAGGAAUCACAGACUCUCCCUGAGCUCCUGUUCCCCUUCACCUGCCGCCUUUGUGGCCUUGUGUUGGAUGAUGGCUUUAUGCAUGAAGACAAUUCGUCCAGUCAGAUCUGCAGCAAGUGUGGUCUUGAGGUGCUUUCCCAGGAGACCCCCAGCAGCCCAGAGAAAACAGACAAGGUCUUCUCCUGCGCAUUGUGCUCGUUCAUCACACAUUACCCCAACCACCUAGCCCGUCAUAUGAAGACGCACAGCGGAGAGAAGCCUUACAAAUGCCCGCAGUGUGACUACGCUUCUGCCCACUUUGAUAACCUGAAGCGGCACCAGCGGGUUCACACGGGUGAGAAACCCUACAAGUGCGAUCUUUGUGACUACGCCUGCGGCAACCUGGCCAACCUGAAGAGGCAUGAGCGUGUCCACUCUGGCGCCAAGCCCUUCAAGUGCAGCGUCUGCAACUACAGCUGCAACCAGAGCAUGAACCUGAAGCGCCACAUGCUGCGGCACACUGGGGAGAAACCCUUCAAAUGCCAGGAGUGCCCCUACACCACAGGCCACUGGGACAAUUACAAGCGCCACCAAAAGAAACACGGCCACUCCACCGAGGGCUGGACUAAACUACAGCAGGCAGAAACAGGGGACGAAUCGUAGUUGGUUUCCUAAAGGGG